This is a messenger RNA of Acanthoscelides obtectus, 600 nucleotides long. The record is from the annotation of a GenBank genome assembly. Lineage: Eukaryota; Metazoa; Arthropoda; Insecta; Coleoptera; Chrysomelidae.
UGUCGCUUCGCCGUCGAAGACGCCUCCACGAUCACGCUACACGCCGCCGCUGACCGACCAAACCGACCCCAAAUGUCGCUGGAGCCGCCCCAAGCGUACCUUACCGAACCCCACAGUGAUCAACCUAGUGCAACUGAUGAACACGAUGCCCGGGUGAGACCGAUCUCCUACCCUUGCGGACCGGACUCCAGUGUGAGAUUGGAGGUGAUCGAGUUCUCGCCCCAUAAAAGACACUCGGAUCCCCUUCAGCCGCCCCCGCUUUCUUCCAAGGCUAAGACCCAGGUGAAACCGUUCACCAAGGAGUCCCUAGAAAAGCUACAACGGAAGACGGUGCAACUGGUACGCGAGUACGGCUUUCAACCGCGCAGGAAGUUGAGCGUCGAGGAUGGUUCCCGGCUCCCGGCCAAAUAUGAGCCCUUCCCCAAAAAGUUGUAUGGCAGACCCCUCGAGGAGAUUGAUAACUUUAUAUACGAUGAGCCAGCAGCGGCGCCCAUACUCUCGAAAUUAUUUCAAGAUAAUGUGCUAAGAGAAAUACCAGUUACAAAUAUAUCAUUUGAUUUGGAAUUAGGACUGACGCUUUCGUGGACAGUUCCACCGUAG